CCCUCCUUCAAAAAAAAAAAAAGAAAAGAAAGAAAAAAAGAGCAGCCCGCAGCCGAGCCCCCGCAGCCAUGGACGAGCCGGGGGACAACGCGGAGCCGCCGCCCGGGCUGCGCUCGCUGCUGCCUCCUCGGGAAUUCCUGUGCUCCCGUAAGGGGCAGCUGCUGCUCGCCGAGGCGGUGCUGUCAUUUAUCAUCUUUAUCUGCUAUAUUGCAUCUUCAGCUUCCGCAUUCAUGACGGCACCACUCCUAGAAUUUCUGCUGGCACUGUUUCUUCUUUUUGCCUAUGCCUCUAAACUUAAUGAGAAGUUUAAAGGACUCUACUGGCCUUUGACAGAUUUCCUGCGCUGUGUCACUGCUGCUGUUAUUUACUUUGCCAUUUCAAUUGCUGCUGUCUCAAAAUACAGUGAUGGAGCAUCCAAAGCAGCAGGAGUGUUUGGAUUUAUAGCCACAAUAGUGUACGCUAUCGAUUUCUACAUAACAUUCAAUGACCUGGUUACUUUUCUCAAGCAAGGCAGUUCUGAGGCCCAUGAAAGGCGCAAGUCAGAAGAUGAGGACUCCGAUUCUGACUCAGACUGAAAAAACAAACACCAGCCGAGUGUGAAGGGAAGAUAAUCGAGCACUUUCCUCUCUGCUGAAUGCACUGCCAAUUGAAACAUCUCUUUUACUUCAGCCUCAAUAUCCUCUUUCAACUUCACUGUUUACGGAGUCACCAAAGCAUAGGGCAGUGAUGUGACAAAGGGAGCCAUUCCCAAUACCAUUAAACUCUUCCAGAAAUAAGGAUUUACAAUGCAGAACUAAGGCUUCUACCUGCUAGAGGUCUGCAUCCAAACCACCCUUUGUCGUUCAGCACACAAUGUGCUGAGUGAAUGGGAACACAGUAUUUUAAACUUAUAGCAGAGCUUUUAACAUGCUUUCUUAAUUCCAAGUCUUUAACACUUAUAGCUUUAAUACUUCUUGCUGUGCCAAAGAAAAGAGGCCCAGAAUGCCUCUAUUUCACUUAUAUUUUUCUCAAUUAAAUAACAACAUUCAUCUCAAGUCUGAGCAUUCCACUAUCUCAACCACAUCAAGGCAUCGAUUAUAGUUGGUUUCAGUACGUCAGUAUCUACUGCCUAGAUGCUGAUAACAAGUAACAACUGGAAAUGAGCAGCAAACAUAAAUCUCAGAAGUGUAAUGGUGCCUCGUCAGACAUUAUCACUUUUUAAGCUGCCUGGAUGGGCUCACGUUCUCAUCUUCUGCAGUUUCACCACAGAUACGUGGUAGAACAGAAGAGGAAUCUUACCAGCCCCUUCCUACCAUUGUUGUGGAAGCCCUUCUAUGUGUGCAUUUGCACAUACAGGUAAGGAAGGCUUGCCAAGUACCACCCAGCCACACUAUGUGCCUAUCAGAGCUUGCACAUGUUUGCAUGCAAGGCGUCACUGUCUGAUCUCAUGCUCUAUCUUGCCAACAUUGGUCCUCCAAUGCGAAUUAGCGCUGUAUUUGCUCUGCUGGGUCCGCAAAGCAGAUGAUUGUAUUUGAAAAACUCAGGAUACCUGGACCUCCAGAGGACAAUCUCCUUCCCACUGUGAAGAAGUAACUCUAACAGCAUGGCAUGCUUCUCAUAUAUGGCAUCAGGUAUGUUUCAAAGAAACCUGUAUGCAUCAAAAUAAUAUCGCAGAACAUUUUGCUUAAAAAAUAAAUAAAUAAAAUGAGAGCAGAUGGUACUAACAAUAAAUGAAAACCGAGCUAAAAUAGCAAAAGCAGAUUUCAUCUGGAACAGAACGAUUGCUUGGGUUCCAAUUCCCUGCUGGCAGCUGGCUGCUAACAGGCGAAAACACGGUACCUGACGGUGUCUGGUGCUUGGGAAGGUGCUGGCCAGAUCUGGAGAUGUCUACCAGGCAGCUUCUACAACUCCUGUUCUCAGACCACUGAAGGAAUAAAAGCAGACCAGACGUUUGCUUCCAAAUGUGAUAAUCUUUGCUUUUCUGAAAAGGGCUCAUUGGACCUUCUCUUGUUUGUAAUCCUCCAUUCCUUUCCUCUCUGUUGUCAUGUUUUACUGACACUCACUGUGACAUCACAGGAUUUGAGCUUUUUAUAUUCAAUUGAUUUGUAUUUUUUUUUUUUAUUUCUAAGUGUACUGCAUGCCACAGCCAGAAGCUUAUACAUGGUUAAUAUUUAGAAACCAUGCUGGAUUAAAUCUCUUUUAAUAGAAA
Messenger RNA from Coturnix japonica (Japanese quail), 2188 nucleotides. It is a transcript of the gene CMTM3, whose product is annotated as CKLF like MARVEL transmembrane domain containing 3. The record is from RefSeq and is a predicted model, not a curated record. NCBI's taxonomy places the organism in Eukaryota, Metazoa, Chordata, Aves, Galliformes, Phasianidae. Gene Ontology annotation, cellular component: membrane.